Molecule: messenger RNA, 3523 nt
Organism: Oncorhynchus tshawytscha (Chinook salmon)
Lineage: Eukaryota; Metazoa; Chordata; Actinopteri; Salmoniformes; Salmonidae
Product: zinc finger protein 513
Exons: 3
Coding region: 560-2194 (544 amino acids)
Biological process (GO): regulation of gene expression
Cellular component (GO): nucleus
Source: RefSeq, a predicted model, not a curated record
UAUAGUCAUCAUCAUUAGGCUUGGUAAUCAUCCAGCAGGCAGAGUUUCUAGCAGAGCAGGGACAGACAAGCUCAAUAAAAGGCUGUAUCAGACUCCCACCCUGCUCACAGUCUCUCUCUGCCUGGCUGGGAGAAGGAGGUUUAUCUCCCAUUCCUUACUGCUGCUGGGUUUAGUUCAGAGAGAGAUAAGGCCAGAAAGAAGGAGAGAGACUGAGGGAGAAGAAAAACACUAAAGAGGCCUAGCCACGACUAGGUCAGAGAAGGCUGCUUCUUCACAGACCGAGAUAAAGGGAGUGAAAAGGAGACGGAGAACGAAGGAUUUAGAGAGGGAGAGAACAGAGGCCUAGCCAAACUGUCUGUUCUUUCUUCAUGUUUUUGGGGGGAGGCCUACUGCAACAGAGGCAUCUUAUUUAUCUUUCACCCCUUAUUAUUUGGAUAAAUACUGCAAACAGCAUAGCGGUAAUACAAGCUGCCAGCACUACUCUGUAGCGGCUGAGAUCGGCUUCUCUGUGUACCCUCUGGGGGAUGAGGAAGAGAGUUGUGCCUUCAGCCGUCUCAGUAUGGAGAGUGACGCAGAUGAGCCCCACACCGCCACCGAGAGCUGCAGGGACCAGGAGGAUGGUCCAACCUCCCAGCCCGACCUCGAGCCCCCCUUCCCCCCCUACCUGUCCUGCCGGGGCUGUGGUCUGGAUCUGGUGGGACCCUACUGUCACCGCUGCUGCAAGGGAGGAGGAGGGGGAGGGGGAUUCAGCGGCGCGUUCGGUGGCUUUCGCUCCGGUUCGCAGUCACAAGCGGACGACAGCGAGGAAGGAGGGGACGUAACGGACGACAACUCCAUAAUGGGUGACGACGGUCCCAACUCCAAGCUCCACUCCUGCCAGUUGUGUGGGUUCUCCUCACGCUAUGCCAAUCACGUCAAGAGGCACAUGAAGACUCACAACGGGGAGAAGCCGUACCACUGUCCCCUGUGUACCUACGCCUCGGCCCAGCUGGUCAACCUGCAGAGACACCUGAGGAUUCACACUGGGGAGAAACCAUACAGGUGUGACUGCUGCUCCUUCGCCUGCAGUUCCCUAGGCAACCUGAAGAGGCAUCAGAGGAUGCAUGUGGCUGGACAGCCGGGACAGGGGGCGGGACAGGGAGCAGUGAGACCUGCCUGCGGAUCUCCUAUUGAUCCCUCUACUGUUGGUCCUCCUGCUAAUGGCCCUCCUGCUGUUGGUCCUCCUGCUAGUGGGCAUGGUCUUAAGAGGAAGGAGGAGCCCAGUGCUUCAGCUGAAGAAGUGGUGAGGUCUGAUCUAAACCUCCACAACAGAGACUACCUGCCACGCUACAGCAGACUAAGGUUACAACCACCACUGGAGCAACAGCCCCCAAGACUUCUUGAGGGGCCUGGACUUGGGGCUAGGGUCGGGGCUGGGACUUUAGGAAGGUGUUUGACUGGGUCUAGGUCUGGAGUGAAGUCAGAGGAGACACACAGAGACUCUCUCCUUCCUCUGCUCUUCCCCUUUACCUGUCGUCUCUGUGGUACCCCCCUGGAGGACGAGGACGGUUCCACUGCACAGAUCUGUGCCAAAUGCACCCUGGACAUGCUGACCAAGGAGUCAUCUGGCCCCAACAGCCCCGGAGAGCGCGGGGACAAGGUCUACACCUGCAGUGCCUGUCCCUUCCUCACCCACUACCCCAACCACCUGGCGCGACACAUGAAGACGCACAGUGGAGAGAAGCCGUACAAGUGCCCUCAGUGCGACUACGCCUCCGCCCACUUCGACAACCUGAAACGCCAUCACCGCGUGCACACGGGCGAGAAGCCGUACAAGUGCCACCUGUGUGACUACGCCUGUGGGAACCUGGCUAACUUAAAACGUCACCAGCGGGUCCAUUCGGGCGCCAAGCCGUUCCAGUGCACAGUGUGUAGCUACAGCUGUAACCAGAGUAUGAAUCUGAAGAGACACAUGCUGAGACACACAGGAGAGAAGCCUUAUAAGUGCCAGCAGUGUGGCUACACCACGGGACACUGGGACAACUACAAACGACACCAGAAGAAACAUGGCCUCGCCACCGACGGAUGGGUCAAAGUUCAGAUGUCCGGCGGGGGUGAGGAAGAGGGGGGUGAGGAAGAGGAUGAGGAAGAAAGGGUGGCGGGACAGCCGCAGAGGAAAGAGGAAGAGGCGGUGAUGCAGUAUAUGUCCAGAUAGGAGAGGGACAGAGCUGUACCACAGAACAUGGGAGAUGACAGCUUAAACUACCAGCAAAAUCCUAGAUUUUUUUGUUGUUGUUGUCAAUGAUUUCUCUGCAGCUGCUAUGUAGAAUCAUGCGCAAUUCUAGAAUCAUGCACAAUUCUAGAAUCAUGCACAAUUCUAGAACAUGGUGAUUAUUAGUGGAAAUGUUUGAUGCCUUUUGGACAGAAAGUAAAGGAGGGUGAAGGAAGGUUGCUGCUGUGUUGCCAGAUGAAUGGACUGGGAUGAGGGUUCUACUUUAACGUCCGCAACUAAAUGCUGCCUGCAUUGUCCACCAUAUGCUGUUCUCCCCCCCCCAACACAUACCAACAGUGCCGUAUAUAUCCUAACUUCAUUUACAUUAUGCCUUACAACCCACAUUUCAGUUGUCCUAUUGACUAGGUAUGCAUCUCCUCUAACCAGUCUGCUAUUCCAUCUCCUCUAUAGUCUCCAACUACCAGUCUGCUAUUCCAUCUCCUCUAACCAGUCUGCUAUUCCAUCUCCUCUAUAGUCUCCUCUAACCAGUCUGCUAUUCCAUCUCCUCUAUAGUCUCCACUUACCAGUCUGCUAUUCCAUCUCCUCUAACCAGUCUGCUAUUCCAUCUCCUCUAUAGUCUCCUCUAACCAGUCUGCUAUUCCAUCUCCUCUAUAGUCUCCACUUACCAGUCUGCUAUUCCAUCUCCUCUAUAGUCUCCACUUACCAGUCUGCUAUUCCAUCUCCUCUAUAGUCUCCACUUACCAGUCUGCUAUUCCAUCUCCUCUAUACUGUCCACCUACCAGUCUGCUAUUCCAUCUCCUCUAUAGUCUCCACUUACCAGUCUGCUAUUCCAUCUCCUCUAUAGUCUCCACCUACCAGUCUGCUAUUCCAUCUCCUCUAUAGUCUCCACCUACCAGUCUGCUAUUCCAUCUCCUCUAUAGUCUCCACCUACAAGUCUGCUAUUCCAUCUCCUCUAACCAGUCUGCUAUUCCAUCUCCUCUAUAGUCUCCACUUACCAGUCUGCUAUUCCAUCUCCUGCUACCAGUCUGCUGUUCCAUCUCCUCUAUAGUCUCCUCUAACCAGUCUAAUAUUCCAUCUCCUCUAUAGUCUCCACCUACCAGUCUGCUGCUAUUCCAUCUCCUCUAUAGUCUCCACUUACCAGUCUGCUAUUCCAUCUCCUCUAGUCUCCACCUACCAGUCUGCUAUUCCAUCUCCUCUAACCAGUCUGCAUCUAUUCCAUCUCCACUUACCAGUCUGCUAUUCCAUCUCUCCUCCACCAGUCUGCUAUUCCAUCUCCUCUAACCAGUCUGCUAUUCCAUCUCCACUUACCAG